AUGGAUUUUCUUUGCCUCUUUCCCACUCCCCCUUCAUCCACCUCAUCUUCUCUUUCGUUACUUUCUUUCCAUCCUACCUCUCUUACUUCCCCUUUUCUCGUUAUCCUCCUCUACUUCAUGUUCAUUCUCCUUACCUUUAUCCAUACCCUUCUUUUUCCUUCCUCUUCCUCCUACUUUUCUAUCUUCUCUUUAUUCUCUUUUUCCUUCUCUUCCUUCUUGUACUCUUCUUCGUUCUUUCCUCAUGUCAUCUAUCCUUUUUGCUCCUGUCCAGGUGCAUCCGUUACACUUGGUGACGAGUUGUCUGGUCAAAUUCGGGCGAAUCAAAUACGCAUUGAGCUUUUACAGCACCAAACCGGUCGACUUCAAGAGGCCCUCAACAGACUGGCAUCUUCGAGUAGUUCUCUGAAGCCUGACUGUCCCAACGCUUUAAGAGGAGAUCUUGGUGGUUUAGAAGUUGACAAAAAUAUCACUUCCGUCACCUUGGGUGUCCAGCCGUUUUGCCAGCCAGCUUCCUUCAGGUAG
Protopolystoma xenopodis is the source of this 522-nucleotide messenger RNA. Lineage: Eukaryota; Metazoa; Platyhelminthes; Monogenea; Polystomatidea; Polystomatidae. The record is from the annotation of a GenBank genome assembly.